Molecule: messenger RNA, 8361 nt
Organism: Protopterus annectens (West African lungfish)
Lineage: Eukaryota; Metazoa; Chordata; Ceratodontiformes; Protopteridae
Gene: HIC2
Product: HIC ZBTB transcriptional repressor 2
Exons: 1
Coding region: 26-1723 (565 amino acids)
Biological process (GO): regulation of transcription by RNA polymerase II
Cellular component (GO): nucleus
Molecular function (GO): RNA polymerase II cis-regulatory region sequence-specific DNA binding; protein binding; DNA-binding transcription factor activity, RNA polymerase II-specific
Source: RefSeq, a predicted model, not a curated record
CAGGUGAGUGGAUUAGAAGGAGGAAAUGGAACUGCCAAACCAUGCCAAACAAUUGCUACUUCAGCUCAACCAGCAGCGAGCCAAAGGUUUCCUCUGUGAUGUCAUUAUUGUCGUGGAGAAUGCAUUGUUCCGUGCCCACAAGAACAUCCUGGCAGCCAGUAGCAUGUAUUUCAAGUCCCUGGUCCUCCAUGACAACUUGAUUAACUUGGACACAGACAUGGUGAACCCGAAUGUAUUCAGACAAGUUUUGGAUUUCAUUUACACUGGGAAGCUUUGUGCACCAUCUGACACAGAUGGUGAACAGAACUUUGGUGCCCUCCUUACUGCAGCAAGCUACCUCCAGUUGCAUGAUCUGGCUGCAAUUUGUAGGAAGAAGUUAAAGAGGAAUGGCAAACCAAUGCCUGUCAAGGUCAAUACCCUCAACAGUGGCAGACCAAUCAGAAGUCAUAGACUAAAUGCAUCGCCGGUUAUCCAUAACCAAUAUUCUGUGGCAGUACAAGAAAGUACUGUCCCACUCUCAAAUGAACUGCAGAAGGCUUCUGAUGAUGAGGUCUAUGCGAGUCCAAACCAAGACAGUUCGCUCACUUCUAGCAGGGGAGGCAGUAAAAACGGUAGCAGUAAUGCAAACGGGAGCAGUGGUGGUGAACAGGAGCUUGGUCUUGACCUAUCCAAGAAGAGCCCGUCUGUCUCAACUCCACAAUCUCAGGAUGAGGUGCAUCUCAACGAAAUUCAGCAGGAUUCUCCACAGUCUGCCUCAAACUGUGUCGCCAACAGUGCCUCUUUUAGUGACCCGGCAGCCAGCAACCAAAACGACGAGAGCAGUGAAGUGAUGGAAGUGGAGAUCACGGAGGAAAACCACUCCUUGACAGACACUGGACAGCAGAGAAAAAGCCUGCGACAUUCUGCACGCAAGAAAGAAUGGGCAAAGAAGGAGAGUGCAUUCAAAAGUAAAGAUGGCGGAAAAGUUGGUGAGGACAACGAGUCUCUGCCCAAUGGUGUGAUUGUAGGCCCACUUGGCAAGUCAGCCGAACGCACAGUGAAUGCUGUUAACAGUUCAGGGAAAUCUUUUUCUUGCAAGCGAGAAGUGGCGAAUGGUAAGGAGAACAGUGAAGAGAGUGGUCACAGUGAAAAUGAGAGUGGACACACAAGUGCAAAUUAUGUGUAUAGACAGGAAGGAUUCGAGUCUGUGGCUUAUGGUGAUAACUUGUAUGUUUGCAUACCAUGUGGUAAAGGCUUUCCCAGCUCAGAGCAGCUCAAUACCCAUGUGGAGACUCACACAGAGGAGGAGCUUUAUAUCAAAGAGGAAGACUCCUAUGUGAAAGAGGAGGCAGAGGAAGCUGAGGAUCUGUCUGCCCCAAACCCUCCUUAUGGCAGUGAUUCCAGACCAUUUAAAUGUUCAGUAUGUGAGAAGAGCUACAAAGAUCCUGCAACUCUGCGUCAGCAUGAGAAGACGCACUGGCUGACGCGGCCAUUCCCUUGUAAUAUAUGUGGCAAAAUGUUCACACAGCGGGGUACCAUGACACGACACAUGCGCAGUCAUUUGGGCCUCAAGCCUUUUGCUUGUGAAGAGUGUGGGAUGCGCUUCACGAGGCAGUACCGCCUAACCGAGCAUAUGCGGGUCCACUCAGGUGAAAAGCCCUAUGAAUGUCAACUGUGUGGUGGAAAAUUCACCCAGCAGCGGAACCUGAUCAGCCACCUGCGAAUGCACACCUCGCCGUCAUAAGCCAAAGACUUGGAUUAUUUCCAGAGAAUGUGCUUUUACUCUGCAUUGAUUACCUUUCUGUGGACAGCUGCUUAAGGGAGGGAGCUAAUGUGAAAUUCAAUCAUGGGCAUGCAGAAUAGGAAAAUGUUUCUGAAUUGGGCAUUGCUUACAAAUACAUUCACACAUCUAUUUAUACAAGUGCACGCACAGGACAAUUGACAUUCUGGGUAAUAUAUUACAUUAAGCAGGUAUAUCCGUAUCUCUCCAUCCUAGCAUACAUUCUGGCAGCUAGGUUGGGGGAGGAUUCAUUUCUUGUGCCAACUUUCAGUAAAUCCAAAUAUCAGUACCUCUGCGCAGUCAUUUCACCUUCCUUGCUUUACCUCCUGAACUGACAGCGCACAGGAUGCUACCAUCUAGCCACUAUUAGCAUCAUUUAAGAAUAUAUAUGUGUAUACCUGCAGCAUGCAGAAAUGAGCCAAAGGCAUUGUGUAGUAAUUGUCUACACACUGAGCUAUCCAAAGAAAAAUCAAAACUGAAAGCUUUCUCUUGUUGAAACAAAAAUGGCAGUCGGCCCUCAAUGGGUUGGCUCUCCACUUCCUUUGCAUUCUUGAGUGUUUCUCUUCUGCCUUCCCGUGGUUGUCAAUUUUAGUUGCCCUUCCACAGAAUCCCUUAAAGUGAGCAGGGGUCUUUCAUUUUCUAUUACUACUUAGGGAUAUGCUUUGAAACAUGGAGGUACUUGCUUUAUAAUGGAGAAGAACUCUUGUAAUGUUUAUGUGAAUGUUUAAACUGGAAGGUCUAGGGUUAAUUCUGGGGAUUGUUUUAGGGUGUAGGUUGGACUUGCUACAAGUUCCAUAGGUACUUUUAUUUUUUUAUUUUGUAUGUAUGUUCAGUUAUCCUCCCCUCACUCAAAAAAAAGAAAAGAAAAAAAAAAAGAAAAAAAAAGACAGGUCUUUAUAGACUUGUUACCUUGCUACCUCUCAAUAAGUCAUGAGAACAAUAAGUCAAGUCAGUGAAGAGUAAUUUCCUGUAUGUAUUUUAAGUGUAUUAAGUAGAGACUUUUUCAUUUGGGCAUUUUACCCAGCCAGGAUCUCUGCAAAUAAAAUGUUAGUCACACGAAGCCAAGCAAAUAUACAGCCAUAGAAAGCUACGCACAUUCUUGCAUAUAACAGUCUGGACUCAGUAAUACUGUGAUGUUAAUCUAAUUUGCAAAGACCAAGUCUCUUCAUUGAGGCUGAGUGUAUUAAUAAGCAAUGGUUGAUGACUUUAUAAAGUUUGAAACCUUAUGGAGUGGGUUGAAAAGGGGAUCUUCAGUGUUUUUAAUCUCUCUCCCCAUGUGGACCUCAAGACUCUAGGCUUCACAUUAUUUUGUCCUUUGUGUGUGGGCUCUGGAAUAUUCUUUUUCACCAAAAAGGCUUGAUAACUAUGGCUUGACCUUCAUGCUUUGGCUGAUAGCAUUGUUUGAUGAUUGUCACAUGUUUUCUUCUGGGAACAUUAGCAUACAGUGUUUUCACUUGCAUUUAUGCAAACUUUGUGUACUUGCAAUGUAAAAAGUAUGUUCUUGCCCCACCAGAUAUCUCCCUGGACUUGCCAGAGGUCAGUACAGAGACAGCUUGCAUCCCCACCCAAGAUAAGUGAGCUAGCAACUGAUCUCCAUCUGGUCUGUUGGUUGAUGGGUUCAUUUUUGCCAGCAGUGCAGAUGGGCAUUUCAGUCACUUCAGAGCCAGUAGGACCACUCCAAAAGUCAGUCAUGUGUGUCUGAUACAGCGACACCAAAAUGUUCCGCAGGCCUGAUGAAAUAGUUGCUCAACAAGAGGAGAGGUUUAAAAAAAAAGUCUUCUAAUGGAGGAGCAUUCAGCUGUUCCCCAGAGUUGGUUCUGCUUUUUGAUGAACUUUGGGGAAAAUUGGAAUAAAGCCUCCGAGUCCCUUGCACUCCAAGUAAUAAUGUAGACAUUAGUUGGAACGCUUACUCUAACCAAGAGUGAUGUGGAAUUCUGAAGCUCAGGGAAGCUGCUUACUGAAGUAUUCAAAAACCUACCCUUCUGCAUUGGAUCCAUUUGAACUUUUACUGGGUCACUUCGUGUGUUGAGAACCCUCCAUUGCCUUUCCUUUCUUGCACAAAACUGCAGCCCAUUAAAUAACUUGACCGUUUUCUAGCAGUAUGUUGCAUGCUUGGCUGAGUAAAAUGUUCGCCAUGUCUAACAGUUAGGCUCUGCCCUGUGAGUUGGCUUAAGGUUUACAUGUUUUGUUUGUUUUGUUUUGUGUGCUUAAGACCAUUGUACUUUUAUUUAUGGUGUCAGUUGACCCUACUUACCAGUUCAACAGCUUUUAUUUUUUUUUUUUUCAAUUUAGACCAAAAAAGUAAGCAUGUUCAGCUGAAAAAAAGUUUAACGUUGAGGUUCAUCUAUUAAGUUAGUGUAGACUUUCUCUGAAGAAGGGGAGGAAGACAAGUAAUAAGUUCCAUUGAACUGAGGAAAUGUAAUAAUAUAAAUGACCCUGUAGAGAAAGGGAGAAUGUCUGUAAUUGGUUUAUUUACUAGGAGUACAUUCUUUGCAUUGUUUUUUCACCUCAUGAGUUAAGCAUCGCCUGAUUUUUACUCCAAAGAUCUCAGUGCAAGUCUAGUUGUAGAAUUCACUCCUUCUCGUCUUACCUGUUUUCCCCAGUCUUGCUAUUGUAGGUUGGGUUACACCUAGAUCAGAUCUUAAACUAGUGGCUGUUAAAGUAGCCGAGUCUGAAACUUCAAAAUGAUUUAACUGUUUGGUAUUAUUGCAAGCAAAAAAAUAAGCUUGGUCUAAGAUUGGCAAGGAGGUUCCUGAUGCACUGAAAUGUAUAAUACCCCUUCGUUUUUUUUUUUUUUGUUUUGAGCCUCUGUCCCCCCCUUCGUUUUUAAUAGCUUGUUAAUAGCAUACUCAGAACAGAGUACAAUUUUUUGUUCAUGUAAAAAGGAAGGUAUUUGGUACAGAAGGCCAUGACACUUGUAUAGCCCAGUUCAGUGGAAACAGAUGUAUGUCAUCACAGUUUUCUUUAUUGUGCAGGAUGCAAUAUCCUCAGACGCGUCAUAAUGAUGCAAGAAGUGAUGAAUGUCAAAACUGCAGAGGGGAUUGUUUGUUUUUAAAUAGAAGAUCCUUAUUUUUUAUAUUGGUAUUUUGUCCUUCAACAUUAAAGGGGAUUUUUAGUGCUGAUCAUUUUGAAGUUUUAUGACAAAGUAGUUACAGAGGAGGUAAUUUUUCUUUUCCGUUUGUUUCAUUUUUUUUUUAAUUAAUUUUUAUCAGCACUUAAACAGUUGCGACAUAAAGUCUGUGUAAUUGCAGGACUGAUUUGUACAAAUGGAGCCGUCUUUCAUGUAGCUGUUGUAGGGUUGUAUUCUAGAGAAUGAAUGUUGGUACAUUUCCAAACUGUGACAGUAAUAAUGAUGCUCAGAGCUUCAGGGACUGCUUAGCGCCCCCUAUGGUGCUGGCCUCUCAACUACAUUUGUAAGACAUAGUAUUGUAUCAAACUUUCUGUAUUUUAAUUAGAAAAAAAAAGAAAAAAGCAGAACACUAGUUUCAUAUUUAAGGUUUUAAGAAAUGGGGUUACUUUUUGUUUUGGAAAGACACAAAGAGCCUCAGAAAGAAAAAUUUAAAUAGAGGCCCGGCAGCUUUUGUGAAAAUUUAUGCUUUACUCAUAGGUUCUGAAUGCUUUUGUGGGGUGGGGGGUGGGGGUUAUAGUAGCAGAGUUGUAUAAGAGCUCAUACCCAAAUUCGCAAACUAUUUUUUAAACCAAAGCACAUUUGAAUGAGUAUGGAACCUUGUGUGACUCCAAAAAAAAACAAAAAAAAAAACAAAAAAAAAAUCUUUUUUAUGUAUUUAUCUCAUUGUUUACAUAAAGUUUUACAGUUUCAGACCUCAACAGAGCUAGAGAAAGGCCAGUCAAAAUUGAUCUUGUUUUUCCCAUUUUCCCGUUGUUCCACAGUUAGCAUUCCAGUGCUUCCUGAGGAAAAGAUUUUCCAUUCUGAAAUUGGAGUGCAGUCACUUGAACUGACCAGGUUAUUAAAGACUUUGAAGGGGUAUAUGAGAAAUUAUGCCGAAUACUCAGGAAGUGGCAUAUCUUUUGAUUGACAGCUGUACACCUUUCCAGGAGGAGUAAUGGGGUUUGUAUGCAGAGGAGAUAGAUUUGUACACCAAAAGAUGGAAGUCGCUUUAAUUCUGUAUUUCCAGACAGUGCCUUGUCCACAGCUUGGCAUUUCCUUUUCAAUUUAGAAAGGAACAUUGAGGGUUAUCCUCUAAAGUGUUAUCUCCAGCCAUUUACAAUAGCCAGUAGAGCAGUCCAAAUAUAUGCACAUACAUUAGUUUGUGUAAAAGUCGAGAAAGGUUCUUUCUGUGCCUCAAAUGAAAAUGUGCAAGGAAGAAGUGGAACCUUUUUCUACUUCCCAGGAUUCCCCUUCAGAUUUUGGUCUGUAAGAAGAUGUAAUUCUUCUGUCUCUAUCAGUUAAUGUGAAAGUGGGUAAUGACCACUGAUAUAUAUUUUUUUAAAUUCAUUCUACUUUAUCUUUACAUAAGAUUACCUUUGCAUGGUAACCUGUAGUCUUUCUGCCCUUUCUUCUUGCAGACCACUCAGUGUGAAAAAUGUCGGGCCCACAUACAAUAAGAUGCUGUUAGGAUAAGGGUUACCUAGGUGGUGAUGUGAUUAGCUGUCUCCUGUGACUUUUCUUGCCCAAGCAAUUUUUCUGGGCUGUUGAUGCAGAACGUCACCUUUACUUCUACUCUACUUCUCUCAGCCUUUCCAAGCUGGCAUUUAUUAACUUGUCCAUUUCUUGGAACAUGGCAAAUGUAACCAAAAUUUAGGAGUUUUUGUUUGAGAGUUGAUGUAGAGGGGAUGGGAAAAGUAUGUGUUCUAUGGUCGGUCUGACUGUACUGGGUCACUGAUGAAAGUCCUGCCUUUGCCAAAGUCAAAGGAGCAUGAAACUUUCAAAGGAAAAAGGGUACAAAUUUAUUGGGCAAUUUUAAAACAAACGCCAAUGAAGAAUGAGCCGUUUAAGUUGAGUGAAAAAUAAUAUUCAUUUUGUCUGGUCUGGUCUCUUCCGCAGAUGGUGCAAACACUUUUUGACAGUGUUCUUUUUGUAUCGAUAUGUAUUGCAGUAAUGAAUGUAUUUAUUCCUUGGAUCCUGUAUGCACACAAAUACGAAUUUUUGUUCUUGUUUUUCUUUUUCUUUUUUUUUUCCCCUUAUUUUGUAAAUGAUUCAAUGUGUUUGCAAAAAAAAAAAAAAAAAGAAAAAAGUAAACAAGAAGCAAGAAGAUGGAAAAACAAAGAUGUGUACACAGGGUCUUCUUUACAGGAUUUCAAACAAAAAUAAAUAAAAUUGUGAAUCUCAGAGACUUUCAGCAUAGCCAUAUACCACAACCUGUGAAGAUGCUACAGUGAAACAGGAACUGGACUUUUUAUAGCUUUGCAUUGCAGAGGAAAUCUGUUUUCUCUAUUUAAUAUGUCCUGUGUUGGUUAUGGUGCGCACUCUGCCUAAGAUGUUUAUAUGAAGCGCAUUGUCUUUAUUUGAUUGAUUUUUUUUUUUUUUUUUUUUUUUUUUGUAUUUACUGUCAAUCUUAGUUCAUUGAUUCUAGUAGUUUGCAGUAUUUAUCGGUCACAUUCAUGUUUUUUUUUUCUUCUCUCUGUCUCUCUCCAAGCAAGGAUGUUGCUUCAGUGGGGACAUUAAAUGUAGAUCUUGCAGUAUUUUCCUGUUUUGGGAUGCAGAUGGAGGUACAGGAGUGUGUGUGUGAUGUAUAGAAUCGUAUUGAUUCUAUAACACCAGGGCCUUUUUUUUGUCUCUGUACAUGCUUUGUGCUGAACAUUUUAACAUUUUGUUGACUAAAACAUUUUAUGUGGCACAUUUUCUGAGAAUAUCCUGUUGUACCUACUCACAAAAGUUGCAUGAUUGCCCACUGAGGCAUGGUCACUAGUUCAUUCCUUCAGAAUUCUAUUGAUUGGUGUGGGCAUUUUUAUCCUUAAAACAGCAUUGCAGUGUUUUCUAUCACAGACUACAACUCUGUACUACCAUGAGCUCAUGGAAAAAUGUCUUUUACUAACUUAGUUGCAGUUUAACAAAUGAAAAUGAGUGGGUUGAACUGUAAAACACUCCACCCAAGUUGAGCUCCGUCAUUUUAGUUGGCAGAAUUCUGACAAAUAUGUUAGAUUUGGUAUUCAUGUUCUGUCCCAGCUGUGUUUUGUUUCACAAAAGCACUGUGCACUUCUAUGAGGGUGCAUUUACAUAUGACAAGAGUCUAGAUAAACAUUGACCAUCCCCCCUUUAUUGGUUUUGAUUAGGUUCAUCUCCAACUGCAAUUCAACUAAAACCUUGAAAGAGGCCUUUGUUAGAGAUGGUGGUUCACUUCUUCCAGUGCAUGUUAAUAGUGUCCUGGGUACUUCAGUUCACUUGUUCCCUGACCCUGCCAGAUUUUUUUUUCCCGCUAAUUGCAACAACUCGGAUUAUACUUUGUGUGCAAAGGGCUGCAUUUGCAUCUCUAGUACACCUUCAUAAUGUACCAUUGGCCAUCACAUUCCAAGAAAGUGUCCACUCUAGCAUUACCUUAAUAGUUUUGAAGUGACAUGCCAUAAAACUACCUUGAAUCUUGGCUUUUCAACUCUGCCACUGUAAGACCACAUAGGGAGAUGCUGUUGGUCUGCCUCACUAC